Messenger RNA from Moneuplotes crassus, 1452 nucleotides. The record is from the annotation of a GenBank genome assembly. Lineage: Eukaryota; Ciliophora; Spirotrichea; Euplotida; Euplotidae.
CGAAUAAAAUGAAAGAAGGACAGAAAGAAAGUGAAGUAGUUCCAAUUAAAUGAACACACUUAAGAGGACUCUUCUCUGCUGACUCUAACUGAAACCAAGAUAUGAAAUACAAACACCUGCUUACCCUCCAUGGUCUCCCAAAGCAGAUCAGUAAGCAGAUUGCCAGCAACAUCGAUAUCGUUUUUGUCAAUAGAAGAAGGAAAAUUGAGCGUUCUACCACUCAAAUGAAAAUGAGAAGGUCGCUUAACAGAGAGAAUUUCCAGUACCCUCUCCAGUCAACCAAGAAUGUUCGAAAAGAAGAAAAUUUCUCUUUAAUAAGAAAUGAGAGACCCCUUCGGAUCACUGGCAGUAUUUUCAAUGAUAACCAGAUAAAUGAAUCCCAAGAAGAUUUUGACACACAAAGGAGGAGGAUAUUGAAAGGAUUUAACUCCAAUAACAACUCGAAAUUCUUCAAAAUGAGUAGGUCCUCAGACACUAAAUCAGCCACUAAGACCUGAAGUACGGACACGACAAUGCAUAAACCAAGAAGAGUCCUGAGGUCUUCUAGAAAAAUCUCAAGGAGUAUUAUUAACAAAAUAACCAAGACCCCUCCUUAUGCUACUUCUCAGAGCUGGGCUGUGUUUAAUGCUGAGAAGAAGGCCUUAAUUGCAUCUAAGUUCUCUACGUCAAGGAGGGAGAUAGCCAGCUUGACUAAGAUCAUGGUUCUCUAUACAUGAAUUAAACUGUGAGAGAGGUUUCAAAUAAACCCAGCAAUAGAGAAAGUUCAGAUUCCAGCAAAAAUCAAAAGAAUAGUCGGCACAUCUGCUCAUCUUGCAAAGAAUGAUGAGGUUGCAGUAUUGGAUUUGUAUUACGGACUUAUGUUACCAAGCGGAAAUGAUGCAGGGUAUUCCCUAGCAAGUCAUUUUGGAGAAGUCCUGAUUUCCAAUAAUGUGUUAAGAGAAAAUGAAGAGGAUGGGAUUAAGUUCCGAGACACUAAAUCGCAUUUUAGAUGGUCAGCCUUAGUCACCGCUUUCUUAAAAGAGAUGAACUACUAUGCCAAUAAGUUGGGUAUGGUACAUACAAUCUAUGACUCUCCUCAUGGACUGGCUAAUCCAUAUAACUUGUCUACUGCUAAUGAUCAAUGAAUACUAAUUUCACAUUGCUUGAGCAUUCCUUUAUUUAUGCAAAUAGUAAACUCCAAAAGCCAUAGCUUCACGACUCCAAAAUAAAACUUACAAUUGGAAGAACACUAAUAAACUUCUUGAGAAAGGAUAUCUAGGGAUGAAAACAGGCAUUACUGAGUCAGCAGGACCUUGUCUCGCAGUAGCCAAGAGGAAGAAGAUCAAAGGCAUCCAGGUCACACUCAUUCUUGUCUUACUCAAUUGUAAGAACUUAGAGGAACGCUGGAAAGAAGCCCCCAAGCUCUUGAAAUGGUGUUUUAAGAAAAUAAACGAACAGUUUCUUAAUAAUUAA